This is a messenger RNA of Physeter macrocephalus (sperm whale), 4993 nucleotides long. RefSeq names its product pygopus family PHD finger 1 (gene PYGO1). The record is from RefSeq and is a predicted model, not a curated record. NCBI's taxonomy places the organism in Eukaryota, Metazoa, Chordata, Mammalia, Artiodactyla, Physeteridae. The transcript is spliced from 3 exons. Gene Ontology annotation, biological process: spermatid nucleus differentiation; kidney development. Bases 157 to 1416 code for a protein of 419 amino acids.
GUCGGCCCGCGUCCCCACCGCCCUCGGCCGCGCCUCGCCUCGGAGGCUCGCCUCGCAGCCGCAGCGGCCCCGCGAGGAGGAGGAGGAGCCGCCGCCGCAGCAUCAAAGAGACCGAAUUCCCGCGGCCUGGGGGGGAGUCAUGCUUUGCGGUCUGUAAUGUCAGCAGAACAGGAGAAGGAUCCCAUUUCGCUGAAGAGAGUUCGAGGUGGUGAUAGUGGACUGGAUGGGUUAGGAGGACCAGGUGUACAACUAGGAAGCCCAGAUAAGAAAAAGCGCAAGACAAAUACCCAGGGGCCUUCUUUUCCUCCAUUGUCUGAGUAUGCUCCACCACCAAAUCCAAACUCUGACCAUCUAGUGGCUGCUAAUCCAUUUGAUGACAACUACAAUACUAUUUCCUAUAAACCACUACCUUCAUCAAAUCCAUAUCUUGGCCCUGGUUAUCCUGGCUUUGGAGGCUACAGCACAUUCAGAAUGCCACCUCACGUUCCUCCAAGAAUGUCUUCCCCAUACUGUGGUCCUUACUCACUCAGGAAUCAGCCACACCCAUUUCCUCAGACUCCUUUGGGCAUGGGUUUUAAUCGACCUCAUGCUUUUAAUUUUGGGCCACAUGAUAAUUCGAGUUUUGGAAACCCAUCUUAUAAUAAUGCACUAAGUCAGAAUGUUAACAUGCCUAAUCAACAUUUUAGACAAAAUCCUGCUGAAAACUUCAAUCAGAUUCCUCCACAGAAUGCUAGCCAAAUAUCUAACCCUGACUUGGCAUCUAACUUUGUCCCUGGAAAUAAUUCAAAUUUUAGUUCUCCAUUAGAAUCUAAUCAUUCUUUUAUUCCUCCCCCAAACACUUUUGGUCAAGCAAAAGCACCACCCUCAAAACAAGACUUUAGUCAAGGAGCAACCAAAAACACUAAUCAAAAUUCCUCUGCUCAUCCACCUCACUUAAAUAUGGAUGACACAGUGAAUCAGAGUAAUAUUGAAUUAAAAAAUGUUAAUCGAAACAAUGUCGUAAAUCAAGAGAAUAGCCGUUCGAAUAGCACUGAAGCUACAAACAACAGCCAUGCAAAUGGGACACAGAAUAAGCCGCGACAACCUAGAGGUGCCGCAGAUACAUGCACCACUGAGAAAAGCAAUAAAUCCUCUCUCCACCCAAGCCGUCAUGGGCAUUCUUCUUCUGACCCAGUGUAUCCUUGUGGAAUUUGUACAAAUGAAGUGAAUGAUGAUCAGGAUGCCAUCUUAUGUGAAGCCUCUUGUCAGAAAUGGUUUCAUCGGAUCUGCACUGGAAUGACUGAAACAGCUUAUGGCCUCCUAACAGCAGAAGCAUCAGCAGUAUGGGGCUGUGAUACCUGUAUGGCUGACAAAGAUGUCCAGUUAAUGCGCACUAGAGAAACUUUUGGUCCCCCUGCAGUGGGCAGUGAUGCUUAAUCACAGGCAUUAACUACAGUGGUUUUUUUCUCCUGUGUAUUACAGAGGUUCAGUGACACAGGAUUUUAAUGUUUUACAUUAUUUUUUUAAACGCACACACAAAAAAUUAUUUACCUUUUAGUUUUUAUUAAUACACCACUUAAUUGCUAGUGCAAACUUUGUAUUGUUUUUGUUUGCUAUCUUAAAUAAGAAUAAUGUAUAUGGGGGUGCAUUAGAAAGUAAUAUACAAAUAAAUUUUAGUUUGUAAUCAUGAACAUAAAAGCCUCUUGAAGCUUCAAGAUAAUAUAUAGCAAAUGUAGGCAAGUUUUGACUUUUAAAAGUUAGAAUCAUUGAAAAAUGUAUCAGUUGACCCUUGAACAACACAGGUUUGAACUGCAUGGGCCCACUGAUUUUCAAUAAACACAUAGUAUAGUACUACAUGAUCCACGGUUGAUUAAAUCCCAGGAUGCAGAACCACAGUUUUGGGGGGCUGACUGUAAAGUUGUAUUCAGAUUUUUGACUGUUAGGGGGUCGGCACCCCUAGCCCCCACGUUGUUCAAGGGUCAGGUGUAUUCCAGUGCUGAACUUUGGCAAUAUCAAAUUAAAUAUUUAGUUCAAAAAGAUAUUUGAGGAUCCAUUUAACAUGUUUUCAGAAAGAAUAUAUGUAGCUAAAACAUGGAAGAAAGCAUACAUUUUAAUGAGUGUUUUAAAAAAUAAUAGAGUAUGACACCAGAUUUGUCCCAUAUUAGGGUCCUUGAAAUUAGUGACCUUUUUGUAUUAUCAACUCAGUCUUUCCAGGAUAUCUGUUUGUACAGAUAUGAGACAGAUGUUAGCAUAUAGUAGAUGUUCAAUAAGUAUUUGUUGAUUAACUUGUGGAUUGUACCACAUGAAAUUGCUAACAUUAGAUCAGUUGAAAAUUGACUACAAUUAGUAGAGUUGUCAUAAAGGAUUUUUUAGUUGUGCUAUUUAGAAAUAUAACAGUAUUAUGCUCUUCACUCUUCAAUUUGAUUAUUGAGUUAUUAUUGUUUUCCAGAGAAAUAAAUAAUACAGUAUCCUCAAAAGAAUUGUGAAUACUUUUCUUAAUAUCAUUUCAAACCAGGGACAUAUUGCAAAUGAGAUAGGUAGAAACAUCAAUUUGGCCUUAGAGGGCUCUGCUGGCAAAAGAGUGGUGGGUUGAAAAAUCUUUUUCUGGGGAUCUGAAAAUUAAAAAUGAGCCUCAGGGGAGUUCAAAAUCCAUUUUAAGCAAAGAUCAAUUAAGAGCCAAGAUGAGAGCUUACUCACAGUUCGAGGCCCUGCAGCAGACAGGAGUUUCUGCUGUGACUGGGGAAAGUGUAAAAAUGGACCUGAGAGGAUUCUCUUGAGAGACGGUUAAGAAUGGAGACAGUUGGAGGUGCACUCAUUAAGCUUUGAAACAACAGAAGCCUGUUUUUGCAGCGGAUCAUAACCUGUGACCCAAAAAAAGGAUUCUAUAUGACAAUUGAUAAUAAUUUCUACAAUGGUUGGAUGUUGGUAAAUCUCCCAAACUUGAACCAUCGUUGUGACCAAAAAAGUUCUGAAGACUGUGGUGACCUGCAAAAGGGAUAAUUUAAACCUUGGUGAAAUGACAGCAGCAGCAAUAUUGCCAAGAAAUUUAAAUUAAGCAUGAAAAUUUUGAUUAUAGUCCUUCGGUUAAUAAGCAUGAACCCACACUUUUACAUGACAGCACUGGUGUCACAUGUCACAAGCCACUAAAGCAAAGUUAAUUGAAUUAUUCAAUUCUGUUUACAGUGUAGUCACCAGAACUUUAUCCAGUGAACUGGUGUAGUUUUCAUCAUUUGGAGAUUUUUCUAAGAAACUUCAUAUUCUCCAAUUGAAACACAGUAAUUGGAGGGUUUGAACAGUUUAUACAGCCUAGCAAAUCAUGAAUUUUAUAAAAAUGAAAUAUUUAAUGUCCUAUUAGAAGAAAACUAUUAAUGCUUGUGAUGUGUAUUUUGAUUGAAUAAAACUUAUUUUUUUAAGUAGUGUUUUAAUUUUGACCUACAGAAACAGCAAUUUCAUAUGGUACAAGGCAAUAUAAGGUUUUCUGUAUUUACCUGUGACUAGUUAGAGAUGAGUACAAGAUAUUUUAAAUAUAGUUGUAAUAUAAAUGUCUUUAUAGUUUUAGGAAAUGAAAUGAUAUGAACUCUAAUACUAGGUACUCCUUUGUGUGAAAACUUUACCAGUUGAAGCAGGUUAAAAUGCAGUAGUUUGGGCUGACUCUUGACAUUUGGUAUGUUCAGUAGCAUACUCGAAGAUCACAUUUUGCUUACAUUGUAGUUUUUGUUAAAGAUACAUAAUUUCCUAAAUGUUUAAGGACCUAAUUAUGUUGUUUUUGAAAUCCUAGUGAGUGCAGAUUUUUAAGAUAUGAUACACUGUAUGCUAUAUGCCUAGUUCUAGCAUCAGAUCAUGUUUUUUUUUUUUUAAUGACUGAAUACAGUUAGGUAGAUGCUGAGUAGAACCUUCCAAUGUCUUCAGGAGUUAACACUUUACACGGUAGUACUCAAGUUGUGCUCAUUGCUAAAACUGAUUAUGCAGUUUCUAAAGCCCUCUAUUGCUUACACUUUUAUUAGUUGCUUUGUGAAAAUAACCUCUCCCAAGUUAGUCUAAAAAUACUUGAUUUAUAAUGUGAUUCUUUUAUUUUUCAUUUCCAGGUAGUUGUUUUUAAAAACUUACAAACAAGUGAAUUUUUAUUCUUGUAUUUAGGUCUUAAGAGCAUCUUACUUAAAUACGAAUCUGUUAAAUUUACAGAAGAAAAACCCGUGGUUGAUUUUAACAGUGAAUCAUAGGCAAACUACAAUCAUAGCUGAUGAAUGUUUUCAUGUAUUUGAAUUAAUUUUCUCACUAGUUCCACAUUUGUGUCUACAUAACACUGUCAGAAGUUAUCUAGAGGCUUUUUGGUAGGGAAAGUGAUGAACUAUAAGAAUGGCCAGAUAUUAAUUUGCCUAGUGUGACUCGAAGGCUAUGAUACAAAUCAAUAUGGCUUUCUUAAGACAAGUGACGAGCUGCCCUAAACAUUUAAAAAAUACUCAGUGAGGGAAAUAAAUGCACACAGGUGGCAUAAUCUUCCCAUAGCAUCGCACCUUUUUCGGUGUAGUCCUUUUCCAUCACUGAAAGGCCUCAUCUCACAUGCACACAUAUACACAAAGACACACAUAUGUGCAAUUGAGCAGGAAAUCUUGGGGUUUCUCCUGCAUUCUCAAGUUUUGCCAAAGUUCAACCUGGCUAUCAGCAGCUAGGCUCUCUCACCAAGGCUAGGUUACUAGAAAGUUUUAAAGUGUCAGUUCCUUUCUCAGAACUUGCUUUGUUCAUUUCACUAGAGAAUUCCUGAUCCACUUGCUUCUAGAUGCUACUGGACUCCCUAAUGCAGGAACAGCUUAGCUUGCUAUAGAAAAAUAAAUUAUUCUUCAGAUAGAGAGAGUGCUUGGAAUUAGAUUUGUGAUCCAUCUUUUCCUUUUGUGUGAAAUACUUUGGCAUACUGCUAUUAUGAUUCUUGUUAUCCAGACUAGAAGAUUAUGUACAUAAAACAAGAUUUUCUUGUACUAGUGCUUAUUCUUCAUAGAUGAACACAAUAUAAAGAAAU